AUGAGAGCACCUCCUCCACAAAGGAAGUCAAAGAGUAGGUAUUUUGCGCCGUAUUUCGUCAAUAUCCGAGAGUUACUUAGAUUCCGUAAAAUAAAAGCAUUUUGGAAUCGCCAAAAGCUAUUUAAAAAGCAAUUUGAGAACCUGCACCAAGUAUACCAGCAGAGAUAUAAUAGCUCAAUAGAUAGCCACCCCGAUGGACAAGUUGCCCUUUGUAAUCAUGAAAACUUGACUCAGAUAACGCCGAUUUCGGGGAUACGCAUUGAAGAUAUGUGUUGUUUAAGCUCAACACAUGAAUCUCAAUCAGCAGACAAAAAACCACUACUAAUAGCGACAUUUCCAAGAGGAUGUAAUAGAUCACCUACAGUACGCAUAUUAAAACGGAAUAAAUGGUCAUGGCUACCCAUCAGUAAAAGAAAAUAUAAACUGUCAUUCUUUAACAACGAAAUUUUUGAUCCGCAACUCCAUAGCAAGAGUAUAGAGGUAAAAUCCCACACUUGUGCCAAUACAGUCAGAAUGAUUAGAAAAUAUGCCCAUGAGAAAGCAAAUGUUAAAAUUAUCUUUCAUAACAGAAAUAUCAUAAAAUCCAAAUUUCUGGAUGGGCAUGAAGACGCAAUCAGACCACCAAGUUAUAUUGAAUUCGGAAAUAACCAUACAUUACGUAUUGAAGACUUCAGGUCUCUAAAACGAAAACGUCCAAGGAAAAAUACUCACAAACAAUCAUACUAUCAAACAAUUAGAUGA
This is a messenger RNA of Nakaseomyces glabratus, 741 nucleotides long. It is a transcript of the gene OSW1, whose product is annotated as Osw1p. The record is from RefSeq and is a predicted model, not a curated record. NCBI's taxonomy places the organism in Eukaryota, Fungi, Ascomycota, Saccharomycetes, Saccharomycetales, Saccharomycetaceae.